AUGCGUUGUUCACCUAUUCGAUUAUCGGCGCUCCCACCUACGCUACGAAAUAUCCUUUCAUCCGCCCAACAACAGGCGUCUUCUUCGUCGACCUCCACUACCUCGCAAUCUUCAUCGAGUUCAUCAAAAUCUUCAGCAGCAGACGCAGCAGAGGGUGGACCACCGAUCGAAGUGAAUGGAUGGAUAAAAUCUAUUAGAUGUCAUAAAAACGUGUCGUUUCUAGAAGUGAAUGAUGGAAGUGUCGGAAAAGGUUUACAAGCUGUUCUGAAAGGUAAAGGGAAAUCUGAAGGCUUAACGAACGGAACAAGUGUCAACUUGAUUGGAAAAUUGGAAAAAUCAAGAGGCAAAGGACAAGAUUUAGAAUUGUUAAUUCAAGAUAUAAAUGUUUUAGGUAUAUCAGAUCCAGAGACAUAUCCUAUACAGAAGAAAUCGCUUCCUGCAUCUGUACUUCGAGAUAAUGCGCAUCUUCGAUUUAGAACGUCUCAGACCUCCGCUGUUAUGAGGAUAAGAGAUGCUCUAAUGAGAGAUUGGCAUGAUUGGUUCGAGAAUAACGGUUUCACACAUAUACAUACUCCUAUACUGACUGGAUCGGAUUGUGAAGGUGCUGGAGAAGUCUUCACUUUAUUCGACAACAAACCCUCUCCCUCAUCAUCGUCGACUUCGUCUUCAUCCUCGUCUUCGUCCUCGUCUUCUUCCUCUAAAGCGACGCAACCAUUCUUCCCGCAUCCCGUACAUCUGACUGUAUCCGGUCAACUUCAUCUUGAAGGUCCGACACAUGCCUUAUCUCGAACAUAUACACUCUCACCCGCUUUUAGGGCCGAACCAAGUUUGACUUCAAGGCAUCUAUCAGAAUUCUACAUGUUGGAAGGUGAGAUUGCAUUUGUGGACAAGUUGGAUCAAUUACUGGAUGUAGUUGAAGAUGGAGUAAAAGUGACUAUUGAACGAAUACUUUCAACGAAGAAUGAUAAUGGUAAUAAAAGAGGUGAAAGAGUAAGAGAGGAUUUGGAGAUAAUAGCUAAAUCAAUAUUCGAUAAUCAACUUACUUCUGCUUCUGCUACAGAAGAUCAUGAGAAGAUACCUGAUCAACCAACUAUAAAUCAAUCAGAUCCUCUAAAUCACUUACGUCAAAUCAUUAAUAAACCUUUUACACGCAUAACAUAUACUUCAGCAUUAAAGUUAAUCUCGGAUAUACAUGAGAGAGAAGAACCAUUCGAUCAUCAACCUCCUAAAUGGGGUGAAGGAAUUUCAACAGAGCAUGAAAAAUGGUUAGCUUUACAUUUUGGUGGACCAGUCUUCAUCACUCGAUAUCCAGCUUCAAUCAAACCUUUUUACAUGUUACCUUCCUCUUCAACACCUCCUCAAGAUGAUUCUGGAGGAAGACAAACACAAACAGUAGAAUGUUUUGAUCUUCUUUUCCCACAAUUAGGUGAAAUGGCAGGUGGAUCAUUAAGGGAACAUAGAUUACCUCAACUGAUAUCAGCUAUAGAAAGAGCUGGAAUGAACAAAGAAGAUUAUGAUUGGUAUCUUGAUUUAAGAAAGUACGGGUCUGUCCCUCACGGUGGAUGGGGAAUGGGUUGGGAAAGAUGGGUUAGUUGGGUUACUGGGGUUGGAAAUAUUAGAGACGUCGUUGGAUAUCCUAGAUGGAAAGGUCAUUGUAAAUAUUAG
Kwoniella shivajii is the source of this 1665-nucleotide messenger RNA. RefSeq names its product asparagine-tRNA ligase. The coding region runs from base 1 to 1665 and encodes 554 amino acids. Gene Ontology annotation, molecular function: ATP binding; nucleic acid binding; asparagine-tRNA ligase activity. Lineage: Eukaryota; Fungi; Basidiomycota; Tremellomycetes; Tremellales; Cryptococcaceae. Gene Ontology annotation, biological process: asparaginyl-tRNA aminoacylation. The record is from RefSeq and is a predicted model, not a curated record. Gene Ontology annotation, cellular component: mitochondrion. The transcript has 4 exons.